This is a messenger RNA of Peromyscus maniculatus bairdii (prairie deer mouse), 692 nucleotides long. The record is from RefSeq and is a predicted model, not a curated record. NCBI's taxonomy places the organism in Eukaryota, Metazoa, Chordata, Mammalia, Rodentia, Cricetidae.
UCUAAAUCAUAGAGUGCUAUUUUUCCAGCCUAGCAUAGAUCAAUAGGAACAUUAAUUUUACAUCUCUUGAAUCUGUUCUUUUACAGAGGGACAGGUAGACAUCUCCUGGUUCCAUGUGGCCCACUUUCAAGAACAUGGGAUGGUCCUAGAAACCCCAACCAGGAUAGAACAGCAUUAUGCAGUGCUGGAAAACCCAAACUUCUCCCCAAUGGGAGUUCUAAUGAGAAUGAUUCCUGCUUUUGGACACUUCAUCCCCAUCACUUCCAUCACAUUGAUCUACUAUUACCUCAAUCUCAAGGAUGUGACAUUUCACCUUUACCUGGUCCCUAAUGACUGCACCAUUCGGAAGGCCAUUGAUGAUGAAGAAAUGAAAUUCCAAUAUGUUCGAAUAAACAAGCCACCUCCAGUAGACUCUCUUUAUAUUGGUUCCCGCUACAUUGUGUCUGGUUCUGAGAAGCUGGAAAUCAUCCCAAUGGAACUAGAGCUGUGCUACCGGAGCCCUGGAGAAUCCCAGCUCUUCUCUGAGAUCUAUGCUGGCCACAUGGCUUCAGGGAUUAAGCUGCAAAUCAGAGACAAGAAGCAUAUGAAUCUCAUAUGGGAAGCCUUGUUGAAACCAGGUAAAAUUAGUUUAAGUCCAGAUACUCCAAAGGUUGAAGAAAGGCAAUGAGUGGUGAAAGGUAUAUUGUCAUUAA